UGACUCAUAGCACUACAUGUUUGUGACCUCAUGUUGAUUGUCUACAAUAGUUCAUGAACAGAGUUUAAAUCUGCGUGACUUUUUACAGGUCUUUUGAUGUUGAGACGGUCUGUUUACAUAAAGGGUUGUCAAACUAUACACCCUCCGAGCAAAUAUAACUGUAUCCAGGCAACCAGGGAGCCAUUAAACCUUGCCUGGCACAAAAACGCACCUGAAUGACAAAUUCUACAUGAGGCUGGGCUCUAAAUGUUAAGAUUACACUUUAGGCUACUGGUGCGUAAACAUGGCAUUAGGGACAUUUGGCGCAUAUCCUGGUUUUGUCACGAUAACAGGGGGGAGAUUAUGAGCACCACGGCAGCUGGUAGCAACUCGAUAAAGCAGCAAAGGCUGGCUAAUACACCCCUCUUUCAGUGAAUCUUCUGGUGCCGUCAUGCUCAAGUUGAGGAAAGCUGCUGCAGUGGAAAUGAGCGCUUGCGCAUGCAGGACAUGAUCCGGUUAUGUAAGAAAGAUAACGGGUUGAGCAGCCCGAGCAUUAUUAUUACCUGUAAUGUGUCGGGUGUAGAAGAUCAUCUCGUUUAAAUGAUGAUGAUGUUUAUCUGAUAUAACGUGUCCUCUUGUGUGUUUGGUAUAAAUAAACAUUCGUCCACUUUGCAUAUCCUAUAGGCCGUAAUACGCUCCGCCCGUGACAGCGCAUGACGCUAAAAGUUAAUUCUAGGGUUUAGGUUUCUACUGGAUUUCAUGUGAAGGAGGGCUUGAAGCAGAGCCCGCCCUCAAGGGGUCUAGGUCUGUUCUUGCCCAGCUUGGCGUGAGCAGCUUACACGUAAAUGAAACACGGAAUAGACAGUUCUGGUGCCUUGCGGAACUGAGGAGGCGCGCAGCGGAGAGAAGCUCCGAUCAUGAUUUAACCCACCGAAACACGCAGUCGAUCGGUGAUCUCUCGAUGGUUUUUGAAAUAAAAUUUUGGUAACUCUUCAGUGGAGCUUGACACUCAGUCGCAGAAGCAAAGAAGCUGAAGGGCAGGUCAAGCCAGUGAAGUCAAACGGAUCUUGCGAUGUUACCCGCGGAUGUAGAACCGGUCAUCAGAAGAAGUACGGCGGGUGCAGCCCCGGCCUUACCGAGCCAGCCUCCCAGUGAACGGGCAGUGAGUGUGCUGUGGUCCUUUGGAAAAUGCCUGGGUGCGCUUCUACCGGUGUACCUGGCCGGAUAUUAUGGCUUCAGCAUCAGUGUGAUCCUGUUCGGUCUGAUGAUCUACAUGGGAUGGAAACACGGUCGACAGGAGAAAAUGAUGAGGCACAAGUCUGCAAUGUAUCUUCUGGAGAACGAGAGGGAAUUUACUACUGCAACGGUUUUCAGAACCAAAAGCGAUUUACCUCCCUGGGUCAACUUUCCAGAUGUGGAAAAAGUGGAGUGGCUGAAUAAGAUCCUGCAGCAGGCUUGGCCUUUUAUAGGCCAGUAUCUGGAGAAGUUGCUGGUAGAGACCGUUGCUCCUGCCAUCCGCACUUCCAGCAUUCACCUGCAGACUCUCAGCUUCACCAAGGUCAACAUAGGAGACAAGGCUUUGAAGGUGGCUGGUGUAAAGGCUCACACAGAACAAGAUAAGAGACAAGUUAUGUUGGAUUUGUACCUGAGCUACGCCGGCGAUGUAGAGAUCAAUGUGGAAAUCAAAAAGUACUUCUGCAAAGCUGGAGUUAAAGGAGUCCAACUCCAUGGGAAGCUACGUGUGAUCCUCGAGCCUCUAAUCGGAGAUGUGCCACUGGUUGGAGCCGUCACCAUGUUCUUCAUCCGCAGGCCUAAACUGGACAUCAACUGGACCGGGCUGACCAAUCUGUUGGAUAUCCCUGGGCUGAAUUCCAUAUCGGACACUAUGAUAAUGGAUGCAAUAGCCUCCUACCUGGUGCUCCCCAACCGUCUCACUGUUCCCCUGGUGGCCGACCUGCACAUUGCGCAGCUCCGCUCCCCUCUCCCAAGGGGAGUCGUGCGUAUCCACCUGCUGGAGGCUGAGGACCUGACUGCCAAGGAUACAGUUAUCAGGGGCUUAAUUGACGGGAAGUCCGACCCGUAUGCCGUGCUGCGCGUGGGAACCCAGAUCUUCACCUCUCAUCACGUGGACAGCAACCUGAACCCCCAGUGGAGGGAGAUGUAUGAGGUGAUUGUCCAUGAAGUACCUGGUCAGGAGUUGGAAGUGGAAGUAUUUGACAAAGACCCAGACCAGGAUGACUUCCUGGGGAGGGUCAAGGUGGAUCUUGAUAUUGUAAAGAAGGCCAGAGUUGUGGAUGAUUGGUUCAAUCUGAGGGACGUCCCAUCCGGCAGUGUUCACCUCCGGCUGGAAUGGCUCUCUCUGCUGUCCUCUGCUGACAGACUGAGUGAGGUGAUCCAGAUGAACCAGAACCUGACCAGUAAGACAGCUGAUCCUCCAUCUGCCGCCAUCCUAGCUAUCUAUCUUGAUCAAGCUUCUCAGCUCCCGAUGAGAAAAGGUAAUAAGGACCCAAGCCCGAUGGUGCAAAUUUCCGUUCAGGAUACAACUAAAGAGAGCAAGACUUCUUAUGGGACCAACAACCCUGUGUGGGAGGAUGCCUUUACCUUCUUCAUUCAGGAUCCUCGCAAACAAGACAUUGACAUUCAAGUGAAAGAUGAUGAUCGUGCUUUCUCCCUGGGCAGUCUGACCAUCCCUCUGAGCCGUGUUCUGGCAACCCAUGAACUCACCAUGGACCAGUGGUUCCAGCUGGAGAAUUCUGGUUCUGCCAGCCGCAUCUACAUCAAAAUUGUGCUACGGGUUUUAUGGCUGAGCGACAAUACCUCUCCUACAACUCCGUCUCCUCGCCCUUCACCCUCUGAGCCCGGGACGGGUCAUGGGGGAAUCACAUCAGAACUGGACCCUGUGGGGCCUGGUGGGGUAACUAAACCUCAACCAACACGACCGCAACACACCACACCCGACCCUGACUUUGCAUCUGAGGGAGUGCUGCGAAUCCAUCUGGUGGAGGCCCAAAACUUGAUAGCCAAGGACAACUUCAUGGGGGGCAUGGUGAAGGGGAAGAGCGACCCCUAUGUUAAGAUCCGUGUGGCUGGUAUCACCUUCCGCAGCCACACCAUCAAAGAGAACCUCAAUCCCACCUGGAAUGAGCUCUAUGAGGUGAUUUUGACCCAGCUUCCUGGUCAGGAGAUCCAGUUUGAGUUGUUUGACAAGGACAUCGAUCAGGAUGACUUCCUCGGAAGGUUCAAGCUUAACAUACGCGAUAUCAUCAGUGCACAAUUCACUGAUACGUGGUAUACUCUGAAUGAUGUGAAGUCAGGCCGAGUUCAUCUGGUGCUGGAGUGGCUAUCCAGAGUGUCUGACCUACCCAGACUGGAGCAGAUCCUGCAGUACCAGUCUCAGAAGUCAUACCAGAACAAGGUUGUGCCAUCAUCAGCUGUGCUGUUUGUGUAUGUGGAGCGUGCCCACGGCCUGCCACUGAAGAAAAGUGGAAAGGAGCCAAAAGUUGGAGCUGAGAUAACCCACAAAGGCGUAUCACACCGAACCAAGGUCUGUGAGCGCUCCACAUCUCCUCGAUGGGAUGAAGCCUUUCACUAUUUGGUCCGUGAUCCCAGAGAUGAAACACUCACAGUCAAGCUCUCCCACAGCUGGGGCCAGGCUCUUGGAUCAUUGACACUUCCUCUCAGAGAGGUGCUGGCUGAGCCGGGGUUGGUGCUGGACCGUUGGCUCACUCUCGAUGGAGCUCUGCCAGAGAGCCAGAUACUUAUGAGGGCCACGCUCAAGAUCUUGGACACUCAGCUGGCGGUGUGUCGUAAGCCUCCAGGAGACGGAGGUAAUGACGGCAGCGUAGAAGAAGUCAUCCCCAAGUGGGAUCCUUCUCAUCUAGACCUCAGACACAGAGGUGGAUUCGCCUUAGGCAGUGAUAACGCAAGCGCAGCAGGUCAGGUGAAGCUUACCGUCGCCUAUUCCACAGACGAAAACAGGCUUUUCAUCACCGUUCAUGCCUGCAGAGCCCUGGCAGCCUGCUCCAAGGACGGUGCAGACCCUUAUGUUUCCUUCAUCCUGCUGCCUGACAAAAAGGCUACCACCAAGAGGAGAACUGCCACCAAGAAGAGAGACCUCAACCCAGAAUUCAACGAGAGGUUUGACUUUGAUUUCUCUCUGGAGGAGUCCAUGCAGAGAAGACUGGAUCUGUCCGUGAAGAACAAUGUCUCCUUCAUGAGCAGAGAGAGGGAGCUUAUCGGCAAGUUGCUGCUGGACCUGGACCAAAUUGACCUCAAGACUGGUGUCACACAGUGGUACGAUUUGGUUGCAGAGGCCAACUAGAAGAAUCAAUGCUGAUCUUCACCACUAUAUAGCAUUAAGUGUUGCUUCUGUGAUCUGUGAUUUCUGUGUUUGUAUAUUCAGCUUAAAUGAAAACUUCCACCAUCACUGAAGAAAAAAAAAAGAAGACAACAUAUCCACUGCACAAAAAACACGUUCCAUCAGUAUUUAUGAGAGGAAACUUUACAUGUAGCUUAUCAUCCAUAAAGUGUUCACUGUGCUGAAUCCAGAUUCUUCAGUAGAAUAUUUUGGCUGAAUAGAUAUUUGAUAAUAAUGCAGCUAUGUUGCACAACCUACCAAGUUUAUAUAUGUUCAAAAGCAUGUAAAAGUCCUAUUUGAGUUUUAUUUACAAAAGGGCUCAUGCUGUGGUUAAUAUCCAAAUGUAAUGACAAUGUUUUACAGAUUUACAGCAUCCAACAAAACUGAAAGAGAUUCCUUUGAAUUUUAAUUUUUUUACAAUCUUCAAACAAUUCCCAAUAUUAACUUUGUUUAUAUGCGUUUAUAUUAUUGCCUUAAGUAUUACAAAACUGUGCACAGUUUGUCAGUGUUUAUGGAUUAUGUUUCAAAUGAAGUUUUAUAUGUUUUAACCAGAGAAAAAGUUGCUUUUGUAAAUCAAAGUAUUAAAAACCUAGACCCUCACUCUUACCACUGAAAACAGAGGUAUGAUACUGUAAGCAGAGUCUAAAUCACUGUGCUUUUAUGAAGAGAAAACUUUGUAGAUAUGGAAAACUCAUGGCUAGUGUUUUAACACCCAUGCUUCUUUGUGUUUGUACGUGUUUGUAGCGCUAAAUGCAACAGGCUGACACUGUCGGCCGUUAUACUUUAUUUUUCAAGCAAAACAAUUAUGAUCUUAUGAGAAGUUAGCAAAUAUUGUAUGUAAGCAGUGGGAAAGCCUCCAGGCUUCCACUACUGUCACCUCACCACAAAGACUUGGACACUGAUUUGUGGUCAUGGAAUAGAAAAUAGUGUUUAGUGUCAAAACUAAAGAAGAAAACUGCUGAGCUUUGACAUUAUUUGAACAUAUCAUCAUGUAUCAGCUUUUGAAGUUGUUGAUUAAAGUUUGCACUCUCAUGAAUCAAA
Messenger RNA from Thunnus maccoyii (southern bluefin tuna), 5377 nucleotides. It is a transcript of the gene esyt1a, whose product is annotated as extended synaptotagmin-like protein 1a. Gene Ontology annotation, biological process: lipid transport. The record is from RefSeq and is a predicted model, not a curated record. The transcript is spliced from 31 exons. Bases 1052 to 4300 code for a protein of 1082 amino acids. Lineage: Eukaryota; Metazoa; Chordata; Actinopteri; Scombriformes; Scombridae. Gene Ontology annotation, molecular function: lipid binding.